Trichomonas vaginalis G3 is the source of this 334-nucleotide messenger RNA. RefSeq lists its product as uncharacterized. The record is from RefSeq and is a predicted model, not a curated record. The annotation marks the transcript as partial. Lineage: Eukaryota; Parabasalia; Trichomonadida; Trichomonadidae. The transcript has a single exon.
AUGAAUGAAACUACAGACAAACUUAACUCUUCUCUUAUUCUUCCUUUCAGCAAAGAUUAUGAAUUCUGUUCAAAUGGUGUGUAUUUCUAUUGUGGAAAGAUGGGUUCAGGUAAGACAUUUAACCUCAUUCGUCAUAUACUCAUAACAGAGCGUUUAGGAAACGACUCUUACUAUGACCAAAUCAUUAUAUCAGCAACUUCAGACUCUAUGGAUUCAACAGCGAAAACAUUCAUGAGUAAAGUUCAAGCAUCUGUCGUUAAAGUUCCAGAUAGCGAACUCAUUGAAUUUCUUCAACGUUACAUUCGACGUAAGAGAAAAUAUUAUGCUAUUGUAG